Messenger RNA from Apis florea (little honeybee), 3982 nucleotides. RefSeq lists its product as uncharacterized. The record is from RefSeq and is a predicted model, not a curated record. Gene Ontology annotation, molecular function: protein binding. Lineage: Eukaryota; Metazoa; Arthropoda; Insecta; Hymenoptera; Apidae.
GUAGAGUUUUAAUGUUGGUAAAAUUGUUUCGUAGAAGAUAUUCUAUUUAAGAUUCGUUUUAAGAUAUUAUUUUAAAAUAUUUUUCAUACACGUUCAUACUUAUGUUUUGUUUCAAAGAUUCUAAAGAUGACCGUAACUUUUCAGUGAUAUAUUCAGACUUUAAAUAUCAAUAAGCAUUAUGGAAACAUUAUUACCGUCGGAAAUAGCUCGAUUAGUACUCGGAUACCUUGAAAAUGAAAAAUGUAUAGAAGCUGCUAAAAUGUUUUUAGAAACCUGUCCACAUUUACAAGAAUGUCGUACUGUAAUUUCAAAUGGAAGACGAUUUAGUACAAAAGUUAAUGGAAUGACUUUGAUAGAUAUUAUUGAAAAAUUUUUUACUAUUAAUUCAACAGUUCAUGAAUAUCUAAGCAAAAUUGUUGAUUAUGAGCAUUUAAAGCAAUGUGGAGAUCUACUUAAUGAGUUGAAAUUACUGACUGGUGAAAAUUAUGGACAUUUUCCUUUUAAUAUUAAUAUUCUUUCACAGGCUAAUUCUCAGAUAUGUAAUGGCUCUCCAAUAAUAUCUAGUAGCACUCGUAAAAGACAUCAUAAUAAUAGUGAUCGUGAACGAUGUAAACGUACGAAAGUAACAUUAAAUGUAUCACAACCUGAUUCACCCUCUGCUCAAGCAUCUAAUUUUGAUAGUGUAGAAGCAACUCCAUUGGAAAGUUUACCAGGUCAUAUGGACAUAUUUGAACAUUCCAAAUCUAAUAUUAAUAUUAAAGAAAAGAAACAUAGUAAUUCUUUGCAACAUCAAGGUAGUGAUAAAAAUAUUCAUAUAGAAGAUGUUACAAAUAAUACACAAACAGAAAACAAUUCGAAAAACUUGUACUCACUUGAUAAGUGUACUGCAGCAACAAGUACGGAAGAAUUAAUGAGUUACUCGUGUGUAGAAGUUCAGACUACUCCAUAUGAUACACCAGAAUCCGAAUCGGAGAGUAAUGAUGAACCAAUAGAAAAUCUAAGUCUGUUAACAAAAGAGCUUUUGAAUCGUACAGAAUUACAAGAGAGAAUUGCUGAGAAUAUUAACAAAGCAAUACUUCCAACAGAUACAUCAUUAAAAGAUGAAAGUUUAAAUGAUUCCAUGAAUGGUGAAGCAAAUACUUCUAUUAUGAUAGAAUUAAAUAAUGCAAUUAAAUCAAUAGUAGAGGCAACAGAAUCUGAUCCUGUAUUUGAAAAAUUUCUUGAAGAAAUCAUUGGGCCACAUAUGGAAACUGAUACAAGUCCUGAUGAAGAUACUGAAACUAAAUCAAAAACAAGAAUUCUUAAUGAAUUACAAGAAAAACAAAGUGAAGUGAUUUCAAACAAUAAUAAUUCAUUAGAAUCUAUAAUAUUAGAUGCUAAAUCAUCCACUGAAUUAAAUGCAGCAGAUGUUCCAUUAAAGCAUAGACUUCGUAGUUCUUUUAAACAACAAAAUACUCGAAACGAAGAUGAAUGUGAUCAGGAAAAAGAAUACGGUAUAUUAGAAGAUCAAAAUGCUGCUGCAAUAUCAAGUAUAAUAAAUGCAAAUAUUAUUAACAAAAAAUCGAUAAACGAUAAGAAAAUUGUAGAUACAACAAAAGAAAUUGUAUGUUUGCUAAAUAAUGACAGUGAAAAAGAAUUGCCAAUAUUUGAAGUUCCACUUAAUAAAGAUACAGAAAAAAUUGAAAAAUUAAUAACUAAUGAUGUUCAAAAAGAUGAUACUAAUGUUGUUAUUCAAAAUAAUGAUAUGGAAUCAAAGAUGAAAAAAUCAUCGGUAAAGCGAUUGCGACUUACUACAAAGCUUAAACAACAAAAACCGGAAAAUAACAUAAACAAUUAUACAGCUGAACAAGAUGUAAUGAUAAUGCCAACGUUAAUAAUGUGUUCUAAAGAAGAAAUAAGCAAUAUAUUGUCGACAAAUUCUUAUCCAUCUACUCGUCCUAUAACAUCUAGUACAAAUUCACGAUUCAUUCCUAUUAUUCCUAAAGAACCCAUGACUAAUAAAAUGGGUAAAGAUUUCGUAGAAACACUGUAUCUAAGAGCCGUAAAUGUUGCUCAAAGAGUAACAUCACCACAUACGCACACACUUUUUAAUACGUCAAACGAUUUAAAAAAUUUAAUUUCUUGUACGAUAACUAUGACAACUACAACGACAACAAUGACGACGACGAUGACGACUACAACGACGACGACGACGACAACGACAACGACAACGACCACAACAAAGGUGACAAUGACAUCGACAACAACAACAAUGACAACAUCGAUGCAAAUAUGUCAAAAAGAAGAUAAUAACAAAAUAAAUAGCAGUAAAGAAAUAACCCGAUCCAUAGAUAAUAUUAAUAAUUCUGUAAAUAAUUCAAUUACAAGUCCUAUAUCAUUAAAUAAUGCCAAACCAAUCGCUGGAGAAUUAAUAACAUUAUAUGGUAAUGAAACUAGUACAAAAACAUUACUAGAUAGUUCAAAUAUGCCUACAAUUAAUAUAGAAGAUAAUGUUAAUUUAUCAGGUUCUGGAUUAUCUCCGUACAUUAAAUUCAAUUGUAAUAAGAGUAAUCAAAAUCAAAACUUAUCAGAUAUUGAUUUAACACCUAUCAUUCAAAAUUCAAAAGUUGUUGUUCCUUUAAAGACGAAUAAUAUUGUUAAUGAUCGACAUCUUUCAACUUCCAAAAGUAUUGAUUGCGAUAUCAUUAAUAAACGCACUCCAAAAUCAUUAUUAAGAAGUAGAUCGAAAAAUUAUAGAUUAAGUUUAUCAACACCUAGAAGGAGGAAUAGUCAUAUAAGAGCUCUCGAUUUUAAUACGCCUAUAAAGACAACAAACAUAUCCGAUAAAAUAAUCAACGAAAAUAAUAGUGCACAUUUUUCAUCAGGAUCCGCGAAAAUUGUUACAUCUGUAUGUAGAAAUUCUCUUUUUAAAUCUCCGCCACUUACUAAUACUGCUAUAUCUACGCACAAAAUUAAAACUCCGUUAAAACUUUGUCGGCCUUGCAAACUUCCAAUAGCAUCAAGAAGCCCAAUACCAAAACUUAUGGGUGAUUGGGAAAAAUAUAACGGACUUGGAAUAAUUAUAGGCGAUGUUUCUUCACAUUCAAGCAUUAAUGUUUCUUCUGAAAACAAAGUUAUAAAAACUCAAUCUAAAUCGUUGAAACUUACAAAAGAUACGUGGGACGCAGAUUUGCGAAAAGCUUUACACAUUGCCGUUGAUGAAGAUAAUCAAAAAACGAAAAUAUCUACCACUGACAAGAAAACAAAUCGUUCAAAAAUUACUAAAUCAAAUGUCGUUAUCUCGUCAACAAAGAAGAAUAAAUGCAACCUGCGCACAUCGAAAAAUAAAAAUAUUGUACCAGAAGAAAAUAAAAAGAAUGCGCAAAAUGCAAGGAAUAAAUGUAUUGUAGAAAAAUGGAAUGCGGCGGAAUCCACGAUCACGAAAAGCAUAGAUUGUAAUGAAUCUAAAACGGAUAAAGAUUUCUUAGCUACUCACAUUAAUCAUAAUUUGGCAGUAAAUAAUUUUUCUAAUAUGAAAAAAGACGAUGUUAAUGUACAAAUUUGUACAAUAAAUAAAGAUAAAGCGAUUAUUGAACAAAAAAAUAUCGAUCAUCAAUUGUCUCUAGCAAAGAACAAUUAUUCAUAUGAUAAUGCGACAACAAAUGAUAAUUUAUUAUUGAAAAAAAAAAUGUAAAAAAAUAUGCUCAAUUAAAAACGUUACAGACUAAUUUGAAUAAAUGUAGCCGAAGUGCUAAAAAAUCACAUUUAGAAAAAGAUACAAUUUCCAUGGAUACUACAGAACGUUCAGAAUUCACAAAAACUUCUGUAGAUAUCACACAACAAUUAUUACAAGUACCUAAUUUAAUCGAUCACGAAACACCGAGAAAAUUAAAUAAUUCUUCUGGUGUUCCACCGACACCAAGAUUGCUCAGUCCAAGCAGCAAUACAACACCGUUUAUCAAAUCUAGCGAAGAUACUGGUAAGAUGUGUAGUUUCAUAAAUA